Molecule: messenger RNA, 1295 nt
Organism: Panicum hallii
Lineage: Eukaryota; Viridiplantae; Streptophyta; Magnoliopsida; Poales; Poaceae
Product: membrane-associated progesterone-binding protein 4
Exons: 8
Coding region: 257-979 (240 amino acids)
Cellular component (GO): endomembrane system; membrane
Source: RefSeq, a predicted model, not a curated record
UCGGCCCUCGCCGAUCGCCUCAGCGUCUCCUCCAAAUCCACUGCCCCCCGUCUUCCUCCUUUGGUGGAUGCAUCCUAAACAAUUCACCUGCCCUGACUAGCUGCUACCAGCAAAAUUCGGCGACGCCGAAGCUACGCCGCCGGGUCCCGAGGGCAGUCCAGCCCUAGCUAGCGAGCGUUGCCGAGGCCCGAGGAAGCAGUUUGGUUUGGUGGGCUGAACGGUCUUGCGGAUCUCUUGGGACUUGGGAGCCAGCGCGAUGGCGCGGGUGGCUCGGCUCCUCCUUGUUAUCGCGCUGCUGGCGGCGCUACUCGCCGUCGUUCUCCAGCUCUACCGUGUGAGGAAGCCGUCUGGGCAGAGGUUGUGGACAGUGGAGGAGCUAUCCGUGUACAAUGGAACGGAUGAGGGGUUGCCCAUACUACUCGGGAUUUUGGGCUCAGUUUUUGACGUUACAAAUGGGAGGUCACAUUAUGGUCCUGGAGGAGGUUAUCAUCACUUUGCUGGCAGGGAUGCAUCACGAACGUUUGUUUCAGGAAAUUUUACAGGUGACGGCCUGACUGAUUCUUUACAGGGUUUAUCAAGCAGUGAGGUAAACAGCAUUGUUGAUUGGAGGAAAUUUUACUUCGAGAGAUACAUAUUUGCCGGUAAACUUAUUGGACGCUACUACGACAGUCAAGGGAAUCCUACGAAGUACCUGAAGGGUGUAGAAGUUAAGGCAAAGAGAGGUGCCCAGCUUCUUGAAAAGCAGAAGAGUGAGGAAGCUAAAAUACCAAGCUGCAAUUCAAAAUGGAGCCAGCAAGAAGGCGGAGAAGUUUGGUGCGAUACAGGCUAUCCAAGAUUGGUGAGGAGGCCGGGCGACAUAGCUCUGACCGGACAAGUUAGCCAAAGGUGUGCUUGUUUCCGGGAAGACGAGCUCAACAAACCCGGGCUAGUGGCCUACGAAGGGUGCGAUCAUCUGUCCAAGUCCUGCAAAGUAAACUAGGCCGUAAACCCGUUACAGGAGUAGCAGUGACAUCCCAUAAGGCACCAGCCACGCCAUCAUGAUGAUGAUCGAUGUCUACGUGCUGGUCCAGCGGUGCAUCGAUCGAUCCUCUCGAGAUUUCUGGUUGCGACGUCGUGUUUUGGGAUGUUGAAGAUACGCAAUUGAUUGGAGGAUACGAGCAAUCGAUUCGUAUGAUGGUAACACUACUGCACUGCCAUGAAAUUAUUCAUGUGGGGUAUUGCCUUCACGGAUAGUACGAGUCUUCACAAACAUGUACAUCAAUUCUUCAAAUGCGAACCUUGCUUUGGAGAGAUAA